This is a messenger RNA of Fusarium odoratissimum NRRL 54006, 5940 nucleotides long. RefSeq lists its product as uncharacterized. The record is from RefSeq and is a predicted model, not a curated record. The coding region runs from base 117 to 2603 and encodes 828 amino acids. NCBI's taxonomy places the organism in Eukaryota, Fungi, Ascomycota, Sordariomycetes, Hypocreales, Nectriaceae. The transcript has 2 exons. Gene Ontology annotation, biological process: DNA replication initiation; mitotic DNA replication checkpoint signaling; mitotic G2 DNA damage checkpoint signaling.
CUUGACGCGGUUUUAGUUCACGUCGCGUUCCCAAAAAGAUUAAUAUCAAUUAAAAUCACAAGCUCCGACGUCCAAGUUGCAACACCACAGCAACCGCCAGACAAAAGGGACUGAAGAUGGCCUCACCUCGCGCGAAUGAAGAGGAAGAUAUACAAAUUGAUCCAGCAGAACCUCUCAAGGGCAUCGUCGUCUGCUGUACAAGUAUUCCUGCUGAGCAUCGUACCAGCAUCGCUUCCAAAGUUGCCGAGCUUGGUGGUAUUCACAAAUACGAUCUCACACCCGACGUAACCCAUCUUAUUGUUGGUGACUACGACACACCCAAAUAUCGCCAUGUCGCUCGUGAACGCCCCGAUAUCAAGGCCAUGGAUGCCGCCUGGAUCGAAGAACUUAGCGAGAUAUGGAAGAACGACGAAGAGAUCGAUUAUCGACAGCUCGAGAAUAAGCACCAACUGAAGCCCCUAGAGAGGCGAGGCAUCGAUCCUACAGUCCAGCCACAAAAAGGAGAGCCAGCAAGAGAUUCGCUGCUGAUUUGUUUGACUGGCUUUGGCGACCAGAGGGACGAAAUCGCAAAUAAAAUCACAUCGAAUGGAGGCUUAUAUACGGGCGACUUGACGAGACGGUGCACACACCUAAUCGUCAACAAACCAGAAGGCAAGAAAUAUACUGCAGCCAGAGCAUGGGGCAUUCACCCAGUCACCCUCGCCUGGCUUGAACAAUCUAUCUCUCGAGGGAUGAUCUUGGAAGAAGCCAAAUUCGACCCGACAUUACCUCACGAGGAGCAAGGGAAGGGCGCAUGGGUUACAAGAGAACUGAAACGUACAAUGAGCAAGCGAUCAAAGUCUGCCAUUGCAGGUGGCGCUGAGGAGGGCCCUAGGAAGCUCAGGAAGACUGCCAGCAUGAAGCUCAGUUCACAGCGUAAUAACAUCUGGGGCGAUAUCCUCGGUCGGUCAACAUCAAGAGAUUAUUCCUUCGCUCAGGAAAAUAAGGAAGACGGAAACCAAGCUCAGGUCCAACAGCCACAGCGAGCAGAAGCUCAGCCUGAGCCACCAGCUCCUAUAGUCCCAGAAGAAGACCAGGGCAUUUUUGGGAGCUGUUACUUUUACAUACAUGGAUUCAACGCACAAAGAACUUCUGUCCUCGAGCAAACACUCGACACCCUCGGGGCCACUCUUUGCUCAUCAUUAAAUGAGGCCGCUCUGGGAAGAACUCCAAAGCCACCUCGCAGUCGGUUUCUGAUUGUUCCUCAGACAUCUCAGCCUAACACUCACCCUCAGGAAACCUACGAUAACCUCCAUGUUGUGACAGAAUACUAUAUCGAAAAGUGCCUUCACAACAAGCAAUACUUUGACCCUGGGGAACACGUUCUCGGUCGGCCAUUCACCUUCUUCCCCAUACCGGCGUUUUCGGAUCUUAUCAUAUGCAGUGCUGCUUUUACAGGUAUCGAGCUCAAUCAAGUUGCCAGAGCCACUGUUCAGUUAGGAGCCAAGUUUGAUGGAGAGUUUCGUAAAACUACAAGCGUGCUAAUUUGCAAGGACAUCACUUCUAUGCGCAAGGAGAAGUUGCGCGUGGCUCUGAAAUGGGGCAUUCCUGUUGUUUCAGCAGAUUGGUUCUGGGAGUGUAUCCGUACAGGCUUCAAAGUCCCUCUCGACGAUUAUAUAUUCCCUGAGAUUAAAGAAAGAUACUCAGAAACCUCUCAGCCUGAACCUAGACCAACCUCUAGAACCGCCCCUGAAGCACGAUUGCAUCAAAAGCCCAUGCAGCGCACUCAUUCAGAACCGGUGUCCAAGUCAACGAAGAGUCAUAUCACGAAACCUCCACACGGCGCUGGCGUCGAUACCUCGGCCUUUGAUCAUGAUUCGCCUGAGAAGGUCUCUCGAAAAAUGACUGCGAAACCUGUCUCGGUCAUCUCACCAGACUUUGUCACAGCACGCACUCACCAAACAACAACGAAUAGUCUACCUAAGGACAAAGACUUUGACUCACCUCUUGCUGAGGUUCCUCAAGCACGUCUCAACAGAUCUCCAUCACCCACCAAACAUACCACAUUGCCUCGCUCUCGCUCCGAUUCCACAAGCAAAGUUAACACUACAACUUCUCGCACUGAGGAAACCACAGACAAUCCUCCAACUCCACAAGAAAAUAUACAGCAAGCGAAACAACAGGAAAAUGCAGAGCAAGCUCGUCUUCGCGCUAAAGCCGCAGAGCGCCAGGCCCUCUCCUCAAAACUGACCUCACUCAUUGAGACCACAACACCAAAUCUCCCUUCCUUCGCCUCCGAUGAAACCGAACAACCAGCCCCAAGACCUCGCAAGCGUCAGCUAUUCGGCCGUGCCAUCAGCAAUGCCUCCAAUGCCAGCAGUGCUGCCUCACGCUCGGCGGCUGAGCUCCACGACGUAUUUGGCGAUGAGGACAAAGAUCCAGAAAACCAAGAAUCCGAGCCCCCAGCAACGCAGUUGGAAUAUCGUGACGAUAAGGCGAAGGAGUGUCGAGCUGCUCUGAUGAGUCGCAUGAUGGGCAGUGGUGGUGUCGAGGUGAAGGCAGCAGCGUCUACAGCGACACAAAAUAUAGUACCAGGACCAACGCGAACAUUGAGAAAACGAUAGGGAUGAAUAUGUAGAAAAGGAUGUAUAUGCGUCAUAAUCUGUUCCGAGUUAGUAUGUAUGGUCUGUUUGAUUCAGGAAGAAUAUGGUAUUUGCCACAAGUAAUACGAUCUCUCUUGGAGAUGAGCCCUGUAUCAAGACCACAUCAGUCCUGUCUAGACUUUUGCUUCGAGACACUUAGUCUAGUGGCUAUGAAAGAAUUGAAAGGAAAUUGAGACCAUUUGUUCAAUCUAAUCGACUCAAGGUAUACUAUGUAAUAUGAGAGAACUCCUCUCUAAACGGCUUUUCCUUUCCACCCAUCAAGUUCUCUUUUCCAUCCUUUUAACCCCGAGCCAAGAAAAACAAUCCUCCCGUGAGCACACAAAAUCCAGUGUUGGCUUGGUGCGAAGUGAUAUCCUCUAUGAGUGAAGAAAAAUACUAGAAACAAUAGGAAAUUGAAACAAGUCAGAUCGUGAUUAAAAGGGAGACAUGUAGAAUAAAUAGGGCCAUCUUUGUCCCUCAAAGACGGUCGCUUGCGGUCAACAAAAUUUAUUCCACCAACUGUUGAUUAGAAUCGCCUCGACCGGGCAAUUGUUCAGAAACCACGGAAUCCCACAGAUUAUUGAGUUGCUCACUAUUAUCCAGGUCAGUUCCCAACUUUGUCACAAUUGUUCUCAGGGGUUACACUUACGGCUCCCUCUUGGCCAUUUUCAUACCCCUCUCUCUACAGAAGAACAGGAAGCGACGCAUUGUACGGGCUCGUGGAAAAGAUGCCAUGACAUCGCCUCGAGGCUUGCCAUCCGCAGCAAGCUCUCCGGCAUCCUUUUUCAUAAUGAUGUGAACACGAAGUGCUUCGAUACUCCACUCCAUCUCCUCAAUCUCUGCGAGGUUGACAUGGAAAUCGAUCUCGUCCCUAAAUAAGCCCCAUUUCGCAGGUUUCACAUCCUUGAGUACUUGGUGUUGGAAACAUUGUAUCUGACCAACCCAGGUCCAAUACUGUGUGACAUUGAUAUGACUGGUAUACAACCGAGUCUUGACUACAGCAAGCCGCCAAUCGUACUUCGUGAUGCUGCCUCCGCUGCAUGAAUCUGUGUCGGACCAGGCCUCGAAGUGAAAUUCGUCAUGUACGGGGCUUCCAUGUGUAGGCGGCAUGUAUUUCGGCUUCUUGUUGAGGUGGGUGCUGAAUGCUGGCUGGGGCCCAGGGGCGGGGACCGGCGCUGGCGCUGGUGCUGGUGCUGGAUAGCUUGGUGGUACCUGGUUAGGAAGAGGAGAGUGGUUGAUGAAUGAAUCCUCCCGGGGCGUAGUAGGAACAGAGUGCAUAGACUUCCGCUUUUGGAGAGGUUUGGGUGUAUUGCUAGGGCUGCCGUGACUCAAGCGCGCCUUCAUGGCUCCCGAAGGACGUCCUAUGUUCUUGAAUCCAUGUUUAUAACGAAGACUGGUGAGCUUGGAGUCAUGAUAGAAAUCGUGAAUUGUUCGUGGCAGAUUGAAGUUGUGACCCUGCGUUUGAAUUAGUUCGUGAAGUCGCUGUCGCAUCCAGUCAACCGGCGAUAUGUCAAGAUUGAACUUCUCGAGCUCCGAUAUUGUCUCUGAAAGGCGGAAUAGCGUGUCGUAUGACGUUAUGCCGCCUUUACCGGCCUGGAUGUAUCUUUUACCCAAUAACUGAUAGGGACUGAUUGGGCCCUUCUCGUGGAAUUCGAGAAUUUUGAUACCGCGGUUGACCUGUCUGCCAAUUUGAUACUUUGAAGAACCACCCUUAUCCUGCUUGGGACCUGCUUCAAUGGCAGCCUGGUGUUUCUCACGCCAUCGAGCAAGCUGUGGCUCAAUGAGUGUCUUGACGUUAGGCCAGUUGGCCUCCCAAUAGGGGUGUUCCUCGUUAAUCUUGACCAAUGGCACCCCGGCGACGCAUUCAGGAUAGGUGUAAACAUUUCCGUCGUUCUUGAGGACCAUGUUCUCUCGGGUAAUCUCUUCCAGUGGUUGGGCAGGAGGGGAUUCAGGUGGCUGCGAUGAAGGGUCCAGGGACAGAGAUGGUGGAGUUGGUCUUCCUCGCUCGCUGGAUGGAGGUCGACUUCUCACAUUAGCCGGCGUAAAACCAGCAGCUAUGCGAUACUCCUGUGAGGUGUGUAUUUGCUCAGGCUCUCGUGAUGUGUGAGCUGGAUCAGAACCGCGAUAGUCUCUGGCAAGGCCAUCGAGCUCUGUUGAUGGAUGGAGGAUUUCAUGAGGACUGCGGCGCAGAACACCUGAGGGAAGCACAGAACGUGGUGUCUCCAGGGGCCUGGGUUGAGGAUAUAUUGGUGUCGGUAAGGGCGAGUCCACAGGGUCAAUCAUUCGUUCCGGAGCAUAAUCUGACCUAGAAGCCGUUGUCGGCCGGCUUGGAGGACCAUGGGGGGAUCCAUAGGCUUGUCUGUGGGACAUUUCACGAGGGCGUUCAGCGAUUUGGAUUGGUGCUACCUCGACAGUCCGUUCUGGGGCCUUCGCAGCUAUCACAUCAUGGAAUCGUUCAUUAGGUCGAUCUGGAACUUUCUCGGUUUGGUGUCCAGGGCUCCGUUCUGGCUGUCGUGCAGUAGUCCAUCCUGCUUGUCGCUCAGUCUGUGGCGCAGGUUGAGGCUCAACUGGUCGUUCAGGCCGUUGCUCGGGUUGCUGUUCGUAUUGCCGCUCGGGCUGUCUUUCAAUUUGUCUAUCCGGUUGUCUCUCAGGCUGUAGCUCAGGGAAUUGUAGAGCGGGCUUUGGUGAAGGUGGCCGAUAUGGCACAGAAAUCUGUUCAUCGACUCGCUGAGGUUGUGAUUGAGUUGUUUGCUCAGACCUCGGCUGAACUUCAACUGUCUGAUGUACUGUUUCUGAGGAAGGGUUUGCAGAAGUCUCUUGGACUCCAUCCUCCAGCUGCUUCUUCCGUUGUGCCCUCUCCCUCGAGGCCAGUAUGUCAAUUGUGUCCCCUGAGGAACCAUGGCAUCCCUGGCGAUUCCAUUCACAGUUGCCACAUUUCUGAAAGAGAUCCCCGCCGACAAUGAUGCAGUCGUCGAAGGCGCCUUGGUUCUUAUCGCAAGACAGGCAUCUCUUGGCCUGUAUCGCCCCCGUCGCUUGAAUCAUACAAGAGAGCCAUUUGACCCCCUUCGCCUCAGUUCGCUCGUAAAUGCCUGCAAGAUGUGUAGUGUUGAACCGUCGUCCUCGGCGGAUCUUGACGGGUCUUUGUAUCUCCAGUUCUUGGAUACCCUCAACCCAUUGGUUCCAAGGCUCUAUUUGUUCCACGGGUCCAAUCACAUUGCCAUCAGCAUCAACAAUAUCAACGAGGCUCGAGGCUCCCCUAUUAUCGUGGUGCUCAACGCCUUCCAUACGAUCCUCGUCUUCUUCUUCUUCUUCUUCUUCU